AUGACCAAACAUCAAUGUUUAGAUCAUCAUAGAUCAUUAGAAUUCUUUUGUUAUCAAUGUAAUAGUUCGAUGUGUUCAAAAUGUUUCACCAUUCAUUACAAAAAUCAUCCUGAUCAUUCCAAAUGGGAACAUAUCGAUGACACCGAUCUUUCAUUGAGUACAUUAAAAUUAGAUGAUAAUAAAGACACAACAACAACAACAAAUAAUCAUAUUAAUAGUGAUAGUACUAUUAAUAAUAAUAAUAAUGAUAUUAAUAAUUUCUAUUCACAAAUCAAUAAUAUAAUUAAAUCUCUUUGGGAAUCAUUAAGAUCAUCGACAUUCAGAUAUCAAGAAUUAUCAACAACAGAGAAUGAUAUCAAACAACACUAUGAAGAAUUACAUCGACAUCUAGUCAUAGAAGAAAAAAAACUAAAUAAAGAUAUAAUCAAUGAUAAACAUACAAUCACAAAUCAAAUCGAUAAUAAUAUAAAUCAUUUGAAAUAUUUAAUAAAUAUUAUAAUAAUAUUUAAUAAAUUAAAUAAUAUUCCUGAUACUAGUAAAACAUUUGAAAUAUUUAAUACAUUAAAGAAUAAGAAUGUUAGUAAUAGUAGUGAUAAUGAAUCAAUUAUUACAGAUACAACAACAUUAUAUUCAACAACAACAAUAAUGGAAUCAAUAACAACAAGUUCAUCAUUACAAUCAUUCAUCAAUCAUAAUAAUCAAACAUUAUUCAAUGAACAUAAUUAUAAAUAUAAUAAUUAUUUCAAUAUUGAUGAACUUCUCAAACAACAUUCCUCAGAUUCAUCAUCAAUAUUAUUAGAUAUCAUUCAUAAAUACAACAAUCAAUUCAAUGAAUCAACAACAAACACAGACAAUAAUAACUUAAGAUUAUCAUCAUAUAAAUUAUCAAUCAAACAACCUGAUUUCAAUCAAUUGAAUUCAAUCAUUGAACAAUCAAUCAAAUUUGAUAACAUUGAAUCAACUGAAUCAAUAAAUACAACAACAACAACAAACAACAAUGAUAAUAAACAAUCUUAUAUUUUUAUAGCACACCAAUCAAAUGGAGCAACACUGAUCAACACAUCAAACAACAAUUCAAUUGAAGAAUUAAAGUUUUAUUAUCAAUUUGAUAGUACAUACUCCUCGAUUGUUUCAAUUGGUGAAUAUAUCUAUAUAUUCGGUGGAUUUUUCAAUCAAAACAAAUGGAUUAUAAUAUCAAUGAAAUCGAAAUCAAUGGUAUAUAAAGGUGAUAUCGAAGGAAUAGAAGGUGAUUUUGAUAUAUCAGUUUGUUAUGAUGGUCAAGAUCAUAUCUAUUUAGUGAAUGGUUUUUAUUAUAAGAAAAGAAUUGAUCGAUUCAACAUCAAAACAAUGAAAUUUGAAUCAUAUCAUCAAUUACCUGAUGAAUAUUAUCGUCAAGUAUCAUCAAUGAUCUUCAAAGGUUCAUUAUAUUCAGUAUCAUUCGAUCAAAAUAAGCUAUUUCAAUUCGAUUUGACAAAUAAAACGAUAACAGAUCAUAAAAUUGACAUUUUACCAUUCACAGCAUGUCAUGAUAACAAUGGAAAUUUCUUCAUAUUAGAUAUGACAAACAAACGAUUCAUCAAAUACAAUGUUGAAACCAAACAAAUAAUCAAUCUCAAUGUUAUUCCUUUCACAAACCACCAGUUUCCUUAUGUUAUGUAUCAUCAAGAAUCACCAACAUCAAGUUAUAUCUAUUCAUUUGGUUCAUCUAAUGAUUGUAAUUUCAAAUAUUCAAUUGAAUCUAAUCAAUGGGAACCAUUCUUAAGAGAUAUUAAUUAUCAGAAUAGAGGACGGUGUGCAUCUAUAUCAAUUUCAUUUUAA
Messenger RNA from Heterostelium album PN500, 1818 nucleotides. RefSeq lists its product as uncharacterized. The record is from RefSeq and is a predicted model, not a curated record. Bases 1 to 1818 code for a protein of 605 amino acids. Gene Ontology annotation, molecular function: protein binding; zinc ion binding. The transcript has a single exon. Lineage: Eukaryota; Evosea; Eumycetozoa; Acytosteliales; Acytosteliaceae.